Molecule: messenger RNA, 1521 nt
Organism: Phoenix dactylifera (date palm)
Lineage: Eukaryota; Viridiplantae; Streptophyta; Magnoliopsida; Arecales; Arecaceae
Source: RefSeq, a predicted model, not a curated record
AUGGACCAUCUCGAAGGACCAUGCGCCAUCUUCAAAGUCCCCAAGCACAUCCGACAGUUGGAUAAUGAAGCCUACGAACCUGUGAUUGCUUUCCUUGGACCUUUUCACCACAACAGCGAUGGGAGUUCCUUCAUGAACGACCACAAGUGGCGGUGUGUCCGGCACAUUCUAUCGCGUCAUCGAAGUCGGGAGCAUGCAAGUCAAUUGUUUAACGAGUGCUUGUUAGAGUUGAAGAAACAGGAUGAGAAGGUUCGGAGUUGCUACUCCGAGGAAUUCUCCACACUGAAUGCCCAGGAUAUGGCAUUGAUCAUGUUGCUUGAUGGGUGCUUCAUCAUUUGUCUCAUGCUAAGGGAGAAAGAGGAGGAAGGCAAGGCAACCAAGGAGGAUGAGGGCAAGAAGAGGAGAGAGUGUAUGAUUGAGACGAGGGAAGGGGAGGUUGUUUUAAAUAUCGAGGAGAAGGAUGAACAGCUUGAGUACCCAACUGUGGCAGGGCGGUUCACUAUUAAUUUAGUGGUUUAUGAUCUGCUGAAGCUUGAGAACCAAAUUCCUUUCUCCAUCAUCCAAUUGCUAUUUGAUCGUCUCAUACCAUGCGAGGAUGGACAGAUUAAUCUUGUUGACCUUGCUCUCCAGCUUUUCAAGGGCAUCCAACCCGAGGAAUCCGAAUCAUUCAAGAAGUCCAAGAAGAAGUCCCCUAGAGAAUACCAUCAUUUGCUCCAUCUAUUUUAUUCAUCUCGGAUCCCUUCAGAAAAGCCAGUAGAGUCUACAUCUGUACCAGAGGAAGCUGCUCCUUCACAAGGGGAUUCAACAUUUGCACCGACUUCGACAUGUGCAUCAGGAUGUAUUCCUGAACUCAUGAAGUGCAACUGCAAGAAAGCAGAAGUUGAUCCUCCACGAGGAUCUGCACCCAAGUGGAUUCCUCGUGCGAUAGAGCUCGACAGGGCUGGGGUGAAGUUCAAGAGGAAGAAACUGACAGACAGUUUCUUGAACAUAAAUUUCGGGAGAAGGAAGAUGAAGCUCACGCCACUGCUGUGCCUCCAGAAGUUGUGUUUAAUGCUUAGGAGUGGGCGGAUGGAGAUACCACUACUGCAAAUCUAUGACUAUACCGGUCCUCUCUUCCGAAACGUCAUAGCUUUCGAACAGUGCUAUUUCGACACUGAGAUGUACAUUACGAUAUACGCACUCUUUAUGGACUGCAUUAUCCACCAGGCUGAGGACGUGCAGUUGCUCUGCUUCGAAGGCAUACUGCAACAUAAGCUAAGCAAUCAUCAAGAAGUGGCAAACCUCUUUAAUCGGUUGGGCAACCAGAUACACUAUGAUUGGGAAAAGAACUACCUUGCAAAUCAGAUUGAGGAAAUAAACAGGUUUUAUGAACUCAAAUGUCACAAAUGGCUUGCCGCUUUGAGGCGAGACUAUGUUGGCAACCCAUGGGCUACAAUUUCAGUGUUGGCAGCGGCCUUUCUGCUCUUGCUGACUGUCAUGCAGACAGUAUAUUCUGUAUUGUCCUAUAUUUAUCCUUCAUAG